Messenger RNA from Anthostomella pinea, 318 nucleotides. The record is from the annotation of a GenBank genome assembly. NCBI's taxonomy places the organism in Eukaryota, Fungi, Ascomycota, Sordariomycetes, Xylariales, Xylariaceae.
AUGUCCCAGACCGAGAACAUCGAGAAGGCCGACUGCCCAGUCUACGGCAGCAGCGGAAAAUUGUCACGUGUCAGCGUCGACCAGACGGACGAGGCGAAGACCGUGCAGAAAUAUCUCGAGAAGCCUUCCUGCAAGCAUAGAUCGGACUGGCCGGCUGAACACAAUAGCACCACUCCGUACAGCGACAAGCAGCCCUACGCGCCGAUAGCCAGUGCGAUCGCCAUGACCACGGGCAAGAAAGACAUCUGGGGCAUGGAGCCCACUGAGGAGAAGAAGGACGCCCAUGAAGAGGGAAACGGAGCGGGAUAUGAUGAGUGA